This is a messenger RNA of Nylanderia fulva, 1590 nucleotides long. RefSeq lists its product as uncharacterized. The record is from RefSeq and is a predicted model, not a curated record. Lineage: Eukaryota; Metazoa; Arthropoda; Insecta; Hymenoptera; Formicidae.
AUGAGCAUAAGCUAUAAAGGAGCCAUUUGUGACUUGUGAUCGUGUUUGUCAAUCACUUUGAUUUAUUAAUACUGCGUUAAUUCACUACUAUUUUCGUCUAAAGUCAGAAUCGUAAUUAUGAAUAUAAUGAAUAUAAUCGUCAAAUUUUCAAUUAUAAAUCUUAAUAAGAAAAUCUGUCAAAUGAUAAUUUGGUCUAAGCUUUAAAAAGUGGUACUGUUGUUACUAAAUUUUUACAUCGUAUAAUUGCAUAAACAAUAACAUUACAUAUGUCUGUACAACAAUGCAAGAUUAAUGGAUAACAAAGCCUGGAUAUUUUUUGGCAUGUAUUUUGUGUACCAAUAUAUUAUUGAUUAACAUAAAGAAUUUAAACUUGCUAUUCGAUUCACAAAAUUACAAAGUUAUACAAAAAUGGACAGUUCAAGACAGCAAGACAGAUCUCUCAGCGGUGGAAUUUCAUUGCCACAAUGGAUGAAAGGGAAAAUGGAUAAUAGAUUUGACUUUGAUGAAGCUGCAUUCAGUCCACCAUCUUACGAUGAUAGCUUCUUUUAUAUAAGGUAUCCAAAAUCACAAAAUCCUGAAGUAUCGCAACAAGGAUUGAAACAUAUUGUAACUGAGGUUAUGAAUGAAAAUAUUACGGGUUCUACAAAUCAAAUAGCGAAUGAAAAAUCCAUUUCCAAUUUGAAAGAAGUCAAGGAGAUUGAUUUUAGUAAACACCCUCUGCCAUGUCAACCGUUUAUACCGAUUAUAAACAAUAAAGCUAAUGAUAUAAAAUCUCGGAAGAUUCCGGAAGCAGGAGGAAGUAUAAAACCUAAAUCUCAGGGAACGGACGAUGGUUUUCACGGUGAACCAGCUCUUUGCGGCAAAUCAAUCGUCCAUGUAGCAAAUCAAAUGAUGUCCGGUAAAUUUGCUAAAAUAUUUUCGUCAGAUCCGCAAUCUCAACAGACGGAUGGUCAAAUAAAAAAUGUCAGUAAGUCAUUACCAGCGACACCACUGACAUCGCCGACAGGAACACCAGAUAAUUCACCAAAAGCACGUAGAAAGCUUCAUGCCAACAGAUACUUUACAGGCGCAUUUGUACCAGACAAAGAGAAAUAUCAGGGUAAUUGGAUUUUGGCAAGUAUAUUAGGUCAAUCUAGAGAAAUUAUUACUGCAAAAAUAGAAGAAGAAGACGAACCUUUCGUCGAACCACUCAAGCCGCUUAAUCGAAAAAAAUCGAUAUCUUCGCAAAAUCUUACAUAUAUAGGAAAAGAAGAAAAAGCAGCAGAUAAGUCGCCAGUUUACGUAAAUAUACUCGAAGCUAAACCAUCUGAACUAAGAGAAAUGAAUUUUUGGUCACCGACUUCUAUGUAAAAUUUUGAUUUGAUUUAAUUAUACAAUUAUAUAUAGCUAUUAAUAUAAUAUAAAAGUAACAUAUUUCUACCAAAGUGUAUAUUUUUUUGAUUAUUAGAAUUAAUUUAGAUUAAUUGCACAAUUUAACAAUGGAUAGCUACAUAUAAUUCUUUAUAUUAUUAUUAUCUUAGCAACGAUGUCUUUCGAAUGUAUAUUACAUGCUUAACACACAUUUUCGGUUUUUAUGUUAUAUUCUAAAUU